CAACGCGAUUCGCCUUAAGAAGUUGGAGGAUGACUAUGAUGACGGGCCGUUCAUUGACUACAUGUUGCGCGAGGUGGCUCGAAGGGGGAUGCUAACCAGCGAGGUGGCGCAGGCCGAAUUUGCCAAGGAGCCGCUGUCCUUUGUGCGCCGAGUUCUGGUCUCGGACACCGCUCGGGCAGCUGCUGAUCAGGCCCUGGUGCGCGAGCAACUUUUGUGGAAAAUGUCCCGGCAGCUGCUGAUGUGCCCGACUCCGGCACGCUGUGGCGGCUUUCAGGCGAUGAAGAAGGUGCGGGCCGUGCUCCGCGCGGCCAAGCUACUGCAAUCUAAAGUGAGCCUGCACUUGUUGCACCAACAUGUGGAGGAGGCCAUUAACCGGAGAGAGCUGCGCAGGCAGGAGGGCAGCUGUAGCCGACACCAUCGGCUCAAAAACUUCUGGCCGCAAUUCCACAACUCCUCCCGCUUUGGCACUUUGGUCGCGCGAAACUUGAUUGGGGACCUGGUGCUGCCAGAGGUCAAGGGUGUGCACACUGCAUCCAAGAAGGGCCAAGCUGGAAAUCCCAAGAAGACGUUGGAUUGGAAAUCCCGGGGGGCGCGCAGCCACUGCUCGGCGGGAUCCUGGAACUGGCUGCCCAAGUUGGAAGUGAGUGAGGCGAGUGCACUGAAGCAACAGUCCUCUUCCACUUCCCGAUUGACCCCUUUGCCUGAGGCCCGCUCUCCUUAUGCCAAGGAAUCCAAUGCCUGCGGCUUAGGUGGCUUCGUGAGGGACAAAACCGAUAUUUUCCCCAAGCUCGUUGCUGAGGGCAGGCCGCACUCCCUGCUUCCAAACAGUCAGGACGUUCCAGAGACAGCCCUUUUGCUGAAAGGGAAGUUCCAGCGCCCCUGGGAUUCCGGGCACGUCGUCCAAUCCUUGUCCACGAAGCAGUAUUUGAGUGCGUGCAAUCGAGAAGGGCUCUUACCAUCAACUGAUCCCUUCGUGACAGGCCACUCGGACUGCAUCAAUGCCAAGGCGCAGGGCCUGUCCGACCGAGACCUCUUUGCCAUCUGCGAGAUGCUGGAGAUGGGCUCCCCUUUGCGUGAAUUGGACCUGGAGGGCAACGCAGGGAUUUCCGAGCGGGCCUUUCUGCACCUUUUCAAGCACUUGCAGGCCAAGCCCGCGGAGGCGCGGAAGGUUUGCGAGUUGGAGAAGCUGAGCCUGGCAGGCUGCGUCGGCCUGGUGCAGGAUGAGCCCUUUGCUGGUCUGAUACAACUCAUCUCCUGUCCGCGGCUGGACGGCCUGCAGAUCCUCAGCUUAUCGGGCUUGCCCAUCGGCGUGAAGUGGCAGGUACCUUUGUGCAAGGCCCUUCGCAGCCACGUGUCCAUCCGCCAGCUGUCGCUGGCGGACACCGGGCUCGGCACCCACUCCUCCUGCGAAGAUGACACCACCAUGGUGUGUGUCGUGGAGCUGUUGAGCAGCAAGAGCAUCGCGCAGCUGGAUCUGAGCUGGAACUGCAUCGGCCAGGCGGGAUUCGACUUCUUGGGUCAGAAGCUCAAUGAGCUGGGGAUCCUUGAGAAGUUGGACUUGUCUCAUUGCUCCACGCUGUCCAAGAAGUCCUGGACGUCCUCUGCGGUACAUUUGCUGGAGCACUUGCGGGACAACCAGUCCCUGCAGAGUCUGUCCAUUGCGGGGAACUACUUGGACUUUCGGGCGGCGCUGCUGCUCGAGGACUCUCUGGAGUACAACCUGACGCUGCGGCAGCUGGACGUGUCAAACAACAGCCUGGGUAGCCCGGGCAUGCGGUCCCUGCUGCGACUGCUGGCGCGAAGUACCUCGGGCCUGCAGAGCUUCAACUUCGAGAACUGCUCCAAGGGCGCCAUCCGGGACUCCCGCUCGGACAUGCAGGUCUUUCGAGCUUCAAGGCCACAUGGGCGCUACGAACUGGAUCUCUCGCGACCUUAUGACCGCACUUUGCUGCGGAUGCUUUACAAGACCUCGGACCGGCUGGGGCUGGGAUUUGACCAGACCUUCCGAGAUAUCUCUGCGGAGGGCUUCAGUCACCCCCCGAAGAGCUCCCAGGGGCUGUAUCAGAUACCGCAGGCGGGCAAGGUAUGGAUGACCUUCACCAUGGACAAGGUCCUGGAAGAUCGAAUGGCCGCGCAAGGGGGAGCGGAUUUCUUCUCGUUGAUCCGGUGCCAUUCAGAGCUCCUCAGGAUCAAACCAUGCCGCUCCACCCUGGUGGCUUUACUGGCUCAGUGGAAACGGAUGGAGGGAUUGGGGGAGGAUCAGAGCAUCAUGAUCGAUGCUUUGUCCAAGGACUUUAGCCUCAAGUACCCUGAGAUUGCCGUGCUUUGCCAAAGUCGAGCCCAGAGCUGGGACGUCGUUGCCAGCCUUCAGUGCGCCAUUCCGGCGGGCCACCAACUGGAAAAGCAGCUUUGUCUCCGCCUGAUUCCGAGCUCGUGUGAUUUUGUAAGGAUGUUGCAAAGAUCAGAAAGCCUGUUGUCGUUCAAUCCCAACAACCCGACGGGCCAUUACUCUUUAGACUUAUCCAACCCCAUUGACUACACAAUUUCUGAGCGGCUUGCCAUUCUGGACAACUGGGAGAGCGUGUUGCGCUCAUCCGAGAACAAGGCUGACAUUUCGCAGCUAGGAAAUUACUCCCACGCGCGGAACACGCAGUACUCCAACUGCCCUUUGCCUCGCAGCUUCACUGAGUGGAUACCUGUCGAGUAUGACAUUCUUGAGUUGGACUACUGCAGCUCGAAACGGGGUCUUGGGAUGGAAGCCAUGACAGAGGCUGCCUUUGACGGCAUCGUGACUGCUCUGCUGCAAUUUGCACGACAUUGGAAGUGCCGGCUCCAGGCUUUGCAGCAGCUCUCGGAUCAGAUCUACUUUUCCUGCGCGCAGUUGCGACAGAUUGUCGACCUCUUUAAAGAGUCUGGCGCAAGACAAGACGUGUAUGUAACCUUCUUCAACAGAAUUGUCGACAUGCAGAAUGAGAAGCUUGUCCGCGCCAGACUUGACAUGAAUGAGGUGUCCACAAUUCUGUAUCGACUUGGGCACGCAGGGUGCUUUCCCUACAUGCAGCCUGAGCAGAUGCACAUCCGCCUGCAUUUCAAAAAUCACGAGGAGCGGCUGUUGAUGAGCUAUCUUUUGAAGCUUUCGAUUAAGGAAAGCUUGGCCAACAUCAAGGAUCCCCAGUUCACAAGCUCUGACGGAACGGUGGAUGCGCUGACUCUGGGCGUUCCCAGGUCUUGGGAGCAAAUGUCGAAUAUCCCCAAGCAAGGGGUCUUCGAGGCAGAGUAUGUAUGCAAGCCUGAAGAUCGCAACCUGAAGAUGAGAAAGGACCUGGCGGAGCAGUUAGGUGCCUGGACCUGCACGGGGCUCGAGGAGGAGGAGAUCACCUUUGUGAGCUUCUUGGGCCAGGUGCCUCCAGACGUGGUGUCCCUGGUGGCUUGGGCCAGUCGCAGCUUUGGUCCGGGGCUCUCCGGGACUUUCGACCAAAUUGGCAAGGAGGUGAACAGCAAGGAGUUCGAGGAGGCGUUGAAAGGCUUGGGCUUCAACAAAUUCAAAGGCCCGAGGGAGCAGCAGCGCUUCCAGCAGGUCUUCCGGCACAUGGACUCCAAGUUCGAGGGCAAGAUCUCCCAGAAGGACUGGCGGAACUUGGAGGAGCUUGGGCAGGAGAUCCAGCAGUCCAUCCGAGAGACGCGGCAGUUCUGCGAGCGACUCUUUGCCAGCAGCGCCUGGGCGGUUCUGAGCGACGGCAAGGGCCGGAUCUCGCAGGAGAUCGAGAAGAAGAGCAAGAAUCUGCUGCAGGAGAAGGCCCAGUCAAAGCGGAGGGCGAUCUUUGAGAAGAAAAUGCAGCUUCAAAGGCUCGCAAAGCAAAGCGGGAGGCAAAUGCAAAGGCCAAAGCUAUGGGCAAGGCCAGAGCUAUGGGCAAGGCCAAGGCUAAGGCCAAGCCAGGAGGAGGAGUCAGUUGUCCCAGUGCCAGAGUCAGCACCAGCUCCCCCAAUGUCAACUGUUGCUAUCAGUAUGGAGGACGCUGACACUGAGACCCAGCAAGCUGAGUCACUGACUGAGAGCCAGCCGCCCAAGCCCAAUGAAGCUCAUGAGCCAAUUCUUGAAAAUCUACAACUUCAUCAGCAAGCUGAGCAAAUUGUCACUGUCGCAGCUGAUGAGCCCAUGCCGCAGCAGCCUGAUGAUUCUGAUGGCCCAGCUUCAUUGUCAUUGUUUGCCGCAGCAGUUGUUGAAGUUGGAGCAGAGGCAGCGUCGUGAUCGUCCGCAGCUGCUGCUGGAGAUGCAGCGUCAUCAUCUGUCGGAGCAGCUGCUGUUGGAGCGGAGUCGUCGGCGCUGGCGGAUGCGCUGCGUGAUGGGCAUCGCCACUGCUGGGAGAAGUUUAACUUGACUGAGUGGCCGCUUGAACGCUCGUCGUCAGAACCCAGAAAAAGUACCUGAAGACGCUUAGAGGACGUGGUCAAGAAGAUGCCGAAGCCAAAAGUAUACCACAAAUCACUGUAGUCAUUGUCACUUGUGUUUGGUGCGUUGCUGGGUGGCUGCUAGGCCACAAUCGAUCCGCAGUCCUGG
Molecule: messenger RNA, 4558 nt
Organism: Effrenium voratum
Lineage: Eukaryota; Dinophyceae; Suessiales; Symbiodiniaceae
Source: the annotation of a GenBank genome assembly